Clonostachys byssicola is the source of this 2775-nucleotide messenger RNA. The record is from the annotation of a GenBank genome assembly. Lineage: Eukaryota; Fungi; Ascomycota; Sordariomycetes; Hypocreales; Bionectriaceae.
AUGGCUAGUAUGGAGCUUGACAUCCCGUUGGCGCCUCCAGUUGAGAAGCUGGAGGACGAGGAAGAGGGAGUAGCUGCAAUCGAGUUGGGCAUCGAGUUUGAACAGUUUGCGAAUUCCCUUGACGACUGUCUUUCGCCUCUUCUUUCAGAAACCGAGAGGCGAGACAAAUUAUUGGACAUACCGCACAAAUACUACGAAAAUGCGACCAAACGAUUAGCACGGCUCAAGGAAACCAAGCUUCACCGGCCCAACGACGAUGUUGAUAUGGAUACGGACGACUUUGGAGUCCAGGCAUUAUCGUUGGAAGAAGAAAAAGAGAUUGCGCAGCUGGAGCGGGAGGUUCAGACUUGGGAUUUACUGCGACGGGUUUUGCCUCUGCGACACCCAUCCUCCGAAAGCAAGGAGCAACUCUCCCGCUUCCAGAAGCUGGGCGAUCGACCCAACAAGACUCUUUCUCUAGAUCACUUUUUCCAGGUUGACCCGGUCGCUGCAGAACGCCGAGCUGUCUUGCAGUGGCUUCAAAACAAUGCAGCUUCAGGCCCCGAUAUCGAUGAGCUCUCAAGGGAGUUGCAACAAAAUGCUGACCGGGGGGACAUAAUAUCCCACGGCUGGCUGCAUACUCGGUCCGCGAUCAAAAUGAAGAAGGGACUUACGGGCUGGCCUCAUCUGCUCGACCGCCAGUCCGCCGACACCAACAAGUCACACAUCACAAGCACUGGCGCGCCUCUUGUGACUCAGCUGGACCCGGAUGCUCCAUCAAGGCAAGGCCGUAAACUGCAACCACAAGACGAAUACUUCGAACGCGCGAUUUGGUUGGGCUGUUUCGAGCACCUUCGCCGGGGGAGCAGCCUGGACAAGAUCCGAGAGUGGUGCCAGGAGAGGACGGAGUUGUGGAGGGCUGUUUCCACGUCAGCUUUACUUCUACCCACAGACCAAGAUACUGUGGAGGCGGAGGCAGAUCCGCUUUCUUUGGCUCUUUGGCGCCGGAUGUGCUACAGCCUGGCGCGCCAAGGCGGAUCUGAUGAUUAUGAGCGUGCUGUUUAUGGUCUUCUCUCCGGAGAUAUCUCAAGUGUUGAAAAGGUAGCAACGAAGUGGGACGAUUACCUGUUUGCCCAUUACAAUGCUCUUCUUCGGACACAGAUCGACACGUUCCUGUUGUCGCAAUGCGAUAGCGGUGCGGUAUCGAGCUUGACCACCACGUUCCCAUCAUUCGACGCCAUUCAGUUCCAUGGCGACGCUGAGCGUGUUGAGUGGCGUCUGGUUCGCUCCAUAGAGACUCAGAGUACGACUCUGAGGUAUGAAGCUUUUGAACCUAACAAAGCCCUCCAGGCAUCUAUUGUUGCCAAGGAUGUCGAUGAGUACCUCUUCCAGCAAGGAGAGUCUUUAGGCAUAACCCCUAGGUAUGAUGACCCUUCGGCCGUUGUGCGUAUUGCACGUAGUCAACCCGAACGUAAGGCUGUCAAGUUUUUCGGUCUGAACGAUUUUGAUGGGCUUCGGAUUGUCGGGCAUGUAUACGUCCUUGUUACACUGCUGGACAGGCUUGACAGGCAAGCCGAGGGCGCCCUCAGUAAGCCCGUGGACCAAGAACGGCGGUUCGCUCAAGAGUCUAUUAUUGCUCUAUACACAGACCUGCUCAGGCGGGCCAAGCUUCAGGAGUUGAUUCCUCUUUAUUGCUCUAUCCUGGAUCAACCUCGAAGCUACAGGGUCUUAAGCCAGAAUUUAAUCCAUAUCAGGGAUUACGAGCAACGCCUCACUCAGCUCAAGCUGAUAAAAAAGGCCACCAUCGAUGUCAUUGAAUUCGUCACUUCACAAGCAAACACGCGCUACCAGACUCUUAUGUCGAUCAACGCAAAUACUUUCGAGGCGAAAAAGAACUUCAAAAUAUUGGCUGCAGAGUCGCCAAGUGCUCGCCUCGGACGUGGCGUCAAAGCAGAUUUCUUUGGUGACGACGAUAAGUUGGUUGAGAAUCAGCAUGAGGAGAUGAUUAGGGCUUUGGAGUGGCUAUUGAUGGUUGACGAGACUUGGGCAUUGGUUUUCUCUUUCGGAGUCAACGUCUACAAGUAUUUCCUUAAACAUAUGCAUCUUCUGGCGGCGAGGCGACUUCUGGAGAGAGUUUCGUUCAUCGAAAUUAUGCAGGGAACUGGCUUGGACGAUGAUGACGAGGCCAUGGAUAGGAUCACAUUUUGGUCUGAUCAACUCAAAGAGAAGAACAUUACUUCAGUUGCCCCUGAGAAAGUCAUGGCUGACGCACGCAACUUCCGAGAGUUGGAGUCGCUUGUGCGUGCCUUGGACAGCUUGGAAACUAUCGGAUCUCUGGUUGAGAUCUCAGCAGAUAUUCCUCCCAACAACCGCGAGUACUGGGGUAACUUUGGCGCCGCAGCGCGCACCGUCAAGGAAAGCAUGGAGCCACUUUUGAAGAACUGGUUGCUUGCUGGCAUCCAAUCUGGCGAUGGUGAGCUCAAGGACUUGCGACAAGUUUAUCUCCCCGAAACAGUGUUGGCAUACGUUAGCGCCUUGCACAUCUCUGGCACUUCCCUCUCGCGGGAUUGGCUGUUAGAGUGCAUGCAGCUUGCCGCUGUGGUUGCUGAGCGCGAUUCGGAUCUUGAAGGCACCUUUGUCGAAGCCAAGCGCGUUAAGGAGCUCCUGGAGGCGUUUACUGCUUGCAGCAAGGCCCUGGCCAUUACAACCGGCGACAAGCGCGCCGCAAGCCAGGGCAGCAAGAAACUCCGUGAGAUGGGAUGGUCGCGGGAUCUUUGGUCCGUCAAGUCAACUUAA